AUGAACAACACCGACCCCUCCCAUCGCCGUGGCGUCAUAGGCGACCCCGAAGGGUCCUUCUGGCUCUACGACUCGACCAGAGGGUUCGACCUGACGCACCCCGCGACGCCGACCUCGCCCCGCCCGACGCCGAACCACACGCUCAAGACCAACACCCUGCCCGUCACCGUCGCCUCGUCCAAGACGGCGCUCGUGAUCGUCGACAUGCAGAAUUUCUUCCUGUCCCCGUCUCUCGGGCGGCCCGAGGGCUCCAAGGGUCUCCUCGCUCAAAACCAGCUACUCACGUACGCCAUCCCCGCCGCGCGCAAGGCCGGCAUCCGCGUCGUCUGGCUGAACUGGGGCCUCACCGACGCCGAAGUCAAAGCCAUGCCCCCUUCGACGUUGCGAGCGUUCGGCUUCGAGACCGUGCCCGCUUCGAGUUCUGAAUCGUACACAAACACCGAGGACAGAAGCGCGGCCGUCGACUCCCACGGCGUCAACCAGGGUUGCGACACCUUUCCCUCCGCCGACCCACAGAUCGAAACGUCGGGCAAGAACCCUCGCCUCUACAAAGGUCUGGGUACCGACAUUGGACCCGUGACGUUGGAAGGCAAAACGACGGUCGAUGGAGGUCGAUUGUUGAUGAGAGAUACAUGGAACGCCGACCUGACUCCCGAGUUGCGCGCAUCAUACGAACAAGGCCUCACUGCCAGUCCCGCCGAUGUAUGGAUUCACAAGAACCGCAUGUCCGGCCUCUGGGGCACGAGGACAAUGUGUACGGAUUUUCUGGAGAAGGAGGGCAUAACAACUCUUCUCUUCGCCGGUGUCAAUACGGAUCAAUGUGUCGGGGGGAGUCUACAGGACGCCUUCUCGAAAGGAUACGACGUGAUUCUCCUUUCCGACGGGGCCGGUACAACCUCUCCAGACAGCAGCCAGGAGAGCGUCGAAUUCAACUGUGCCAGGACAUGGGGAUUCUGUACGACCUGUAAAGAUUUCGCAGAGAGUGUUGGAUUGUAA
Exophiala oligosperma is the source of this 996-nucleotide messenger RNA. RefSeq lists its product as uncharacterized. The coding region runs from base 1 to 996 and encodes 331 amino acids. The transcript is spliced from 3 exons. NCBI's taxonomy places the organism in Eukaryota, Fungi, Ascomycota, Eurotiomycetes, Chaetothyriales, Herpotrichiellaceae. The record is from RefSeq and is a predicted model, not a curated record.